AGCACGGGGACUUCCUGGCUCUGGACCUGGGGGGCUCCAGCUUCCGGGUGCUUCUGGUGCGAGUGCGCAGUGGAAAAGGACACAAUGUGGACAUGAAUCACAAGAUCUACAGCAUCCCACAGGAGACAAUGCAGGGCACAGGGGAAGAGUUCCAGGAAUUUGACUUGAACUUUGUGGCGGUGGUUAACGACACGGUGGGAACCAUGAUGACCUGCUGCUAUGAGGACCCCCAGUGUGAGGUGGGACUCAUUGUAGGCACAGGGACAAACUGCUGCUACAUGGAGGAAAUGCAGAACUUCGAGCGUUUGGAGGGGGAUGACGGCCGUAUGUGUGUGAACAUGGAGUGGGGAGCAUUCGGUGAAAAUGGAGAACUUGACGAUUUCUGCACCGCGUUCGAUCACUUGGUCGACGACUCCUCUAGCAAUCCUGGGAAGCAGAGGUAUUGAAUGGUUAAAUCGCCUUUUU
Molecule: messenger RNA, 465 nt
Organism: Notothenia coriiceps (black rockcod)
Lineage: Eukaryota; Metazoa; Chordata; Actinopteri; Perciformes; Nototheniidae
Product: hexokinase-2-like
Exons: 3
Biological process (GO): glucose metabolic process; carbohydrate phosphorylation; intracellular glucose homeostasis
Cellular component (GO): cytosol; mitochondrion
Molecular function (GO): D-glucose binding; glucokinase activity; ATP binding
Source: RefSeq, a predicted model, not a curated record